AUGUCGAAGACGUUCAAGACAUCGAAGACGUUGAAAAUGUUGAAGACGUCGAAGAUAUCGAAAAUAUUGUUUUGCAUACAGAUAGGAAUAUCGACGCAUAUCGUUUAUAUUCUGAAGAGAUUAGUGGACGACAUAUCGUCGAUUUUGGGCAUGUUUUUGCUGAAUUGCAAAGACUCCACUCAUUGGCUCGGCGAAUGUCGUUUUACUGAUCUCGUAUUGAGCAUAAAGAACCAUGACGGUCUGAAAACCCAAUUUUCUGUCAAAUGUCGAAUGUGUCACACCACAGGUGACUUUUGGAGUGAACCAAAAGACGACAAAAAAUUGGAUGUCAAUAAUGGUAUCGUAUCCGGUACUAUAUUGACAGGGACUGGUCAUAAGCAGCUUGAAGAACUUCUUGCUGCUGCAGAUAUUGCAUGCAUGAACAAUAAAAAAUAUAUAAAGCAUCACAACGAAAUGUCGGAAGCCUUCGCCGCCGCCGCGGAAGAAGAAAUGCGCGUGGCUGGCGAAGAGGAAAAACGUUUGGCAAUUGAAAGAGGAGAUGUCAUAGACGGCAUUCCGCAUAUACCCGUGAUAACAGACGGCUCGUGGAUGAAGAGAUCCUAUCGUUCUGAUUAUGGACCAAAUGCGGAACGGUCAGAUGUAGAAGGUUAUAUGUACGAACAGCUGAAAUCUAAUCAUUAUCAAAUGUUAAAAGAUCAGCAAAGUAAUCGUGCUGUAUUGGAGUGUGCUACACGGGAUCAGCAUGAAAAACCCGGUGUGGCACAACAUACGGCGAAAUCUUCUCACUGCUUCAAACUUUGGAAAAGUUUGUAG
Molecule: messenger RNA, 813 nt
Organism: Nylanderia fulva
Lineage: Eukaryota; Metazoa; Arthropoda; Insecta; Hymenoptera; Formicidae
Source: RefSeq, a predicted model, not a curated record